This is a messenger RNA of Drosophila ficusphila, 673 nucleotides long. RefSeq lists its product as uncharacterized. NCBI's taxonomy places the organism in Eukaryota, Metazoa, Arthropoda, Insecta, Diptera, Drosophilidae. The record is from RefSeq and is a predicted model, not a curated record.
AUGAGAACUCUGAUGUAUCUUUUUGGCGUGAGCAGUUGCUGGUCCAUGGACUACGAACUGCUUCUCGAGGAUCCAGACAUCCUUUCGCCCUGCCUUGAUGCCCCGCCCGGAUCGAUCAACGCCCGCCAGGCAGCUAAUUUCGACGACAUUGACAUCAGACUGGACUCUGAGGGGCUCCACGUGUCCGGCAACGCCACCUUGUUGUGGGAUGUGGAGCCCACCGAUCGAAUCGCAGCGAAGCUGGACCUUUUCCACUUCAAUCGUGGCACGUGGGAACCUACUGUCUUCAGCAUGGCCACGAGGGACUUCUGCUCCAUAAUGUACGACUCGAACCAGUACUGGUACAAGUAUUGGACCGGCUUCAUCACCAAUCGCGAGGAGGUGGGAAAAAAGUGCCUCAAAUCGCCCGGUACCGUGUUGGUACACGAGCCCUUUGAUGUAAAACUUAUUCUUAUGAAUUUUCGUGGACCGACUCUUCGAGGAAGGUAUAAGUUUGUGAUUUUGUUAAGCGCACUCGACGAAAAGAACGUACCGCGUCCCAAUUCAAUUUGCGUUGAAAUCAGGGGAGAACCUUUAAAGUUAAAAUAGUAAAUGGAAUGGAUUUUUAUAGGUUGAAAUUUUAUAAGAUCCAGAUAAAAAUAUUCGAAAUAUAGAGUAUAUUCUGUAUAAUAUA